GUGACUUUAUUUGCUUCAUUCCUUUCAGCUCCACCUUACCUGACAGCUAGCGAUCUCCUUCAUCAGCAAUUUCUCUGGCUUUCCACUUCAUCUCGUCGUAGUUCGUGAUGGAUUCCAGACUAAAGCAACCCGAGCAACGGAAUAAGAGCGUCGGUAACGCAGGGAUGUUCAAAGUUCCACCACGUCCGUCAACCAGCCGGAUUCCUUACGCUCCAUUACCGAAUCAAGGCAAUGAUUCCGGAGCCACGCCAAAGGCUUCGUCUCCUGCGAGGUCACACCGCUCCUCAUCUGGUUCUUGCUUUGAGACACCUGUCGCCGCUCCAAGUUCCUCGAGGCGCCUUUCAUAUGCAGUCAAUUCUGGUAUCAAGCCCAGCCGGCCUUCUUCCGUGUCCAAGGGAAGAUCCUCAAUUGUGGCCCCGGCAUACAGCAACCUGAGCUCUGCGAAGAAACCAGGAGAAGAUCCUCGUCCCUUGAAAGACAAGGCUUACCAGGCAGAUUGCAUUCAGAACAUUUAUGCAUUUUUGGAGAGCCGUGGCUUUGACAAACCAUUUGAUGCAGGAAUGCUUCAACUUCCGUCAAGUAAGCUCUUCCUGAAGAUCUUUGAGUUCGUUAUGAAGCAGAUAGAUCCGAGAUUCAAGUACGGGAAUAAACCAGAAGACGACAUUCUGGACUUCGUCAAAGGACUGCACUAUCCGUACAAUCUUUCUCGAAGCUCGUUGCAGCAGGCUGGAACUCCCCACACGUGGCCACCAUUGUUGGCGAUGUUGAACUGGCUUGUUCAGACGAUUAACUUCAGUGAUGCUACUUCUGGUCCUGGAACCACCGCUGCACAACCUGCACAUUUGACACCUCGACGCUUUGAGGCUGGUCCAUUGACAAACUUGACUUCAGAGACAUCGCCGCUUGAUGAGGAGGGUUGCAGGGCAGUGUUCUUUGAGUUCAUGAAGGAGAGCUACAACGUUUUUAUGAACACCGAGGAUGAGACGAUUUCCGAUGCAAAGAGCCAAGAGAUGAUGCAACUGUUCACGACUUACUUCGAGGAGGCUCGGCAGGAGGUGGCACUCGACGUGGAGAAUCUCAAAACGGAGCUUUCGCGCCACCUUGGAGCGCAUGCAGGAUAAAUCUGAACUGAAGAAGCUGCAGGAGGAUAAAGAAAUACUCGAAAAGCUGCUCAGCGAUCUGAUCAAAGAGACUCAACGUGGGGAGAAAGACUUACAAGGAUACGAGGAGGUCCUUCUGGACAAACAGCAAGAGCUCAAGAAAUGCGCUGAGAUCACAGCUGGCAUCCAGGAAGACAACGCACUGCUUUGCAAGCGGAUUCAGGAACAGCGAUUUUCAAAAGAUGACAUCGAACACAUGGAAGAGAAGUUAGCUCGCAGGAAGGCCGUGUUACAAAUGCUGAAGGAAAACCGCAUGCACGCUGGGAAGGAGGCAAGCAAGGUGGAGAUACAAAAGGUCAAGAUUAUGGAGGAGAUCGGGCAAGCAGCUAAGAAGUUCAAUCAGAGGGCGGCCAGGUAGGUGAAAGCUUUUUGUGGAAUACCUCACUGAAAGUUCUAUCCUCACGCCUUCAAGAUUGCAUGCAGGCUCAAACUUAUACCUCCAUCUAACAAGCAUGCUGAGGGCCGUUGCUUCUCCAUUCAAAUCAAUCCGCAUGCAAAAACUGCUCAGGAUAUGAUGUCUGACAGCAUGCCAAAGGCAGAUAUCCGUGCAGCUAUUCAGCAAGUGAAGGAGAAGUACAACUCUAAAGAACAAAGGCUGCAUGCCGAGCUGACACAGCUGGACAUGGAGCUGGCUGAAGAAUCAGAAGCGGUUGAAAAGCUUGCUGUUGAACUGGAAACUACGGAGAAGAUGAAGAAACGGGACGAGGAAGAAGUGUUGGCUGCAACUGAGAGGGCUAAGCAGGAAGUGGAGGCACGCUUAGAGGACGUUCGAAUGAGGGCAUUUGCUGCACGGACAGAAAUUGAAAACCGGGCAGCCACUCUGGAGAGCCUGAGGCAGAAGAGCCAGGAUUGUGACAUGGAGAUGGAGAAGCGCCGACAGGAGGAGAACAAAGAAAUGGAGAAAUUGAAGGAAAGGACAUUGCGCCUGGAGAGUAUGCUGGAUUAUGCCGCAAAGCAUGUCCAUCAGGCCAAUGACCUUGUUACCGAAUCAGUAGGGAAUGCUAUGGAUGCCCUUGAAAAGCUACCCAGCUGACCGGGGUAACGGGGUUGCGGAAGGUGCUAGUUUGUUUCACUGUCAUUUCUGCC
Molecule: messenger RNA, 2246 nt
Organism: Closterium sp. NIES-67
Lineage: Eukaryota; Viridiplantae; Streptophyta; Zygnematophyceae; Desmidiales; Closteriaceae
Source: the annotation of a GenBank genome assembly